Aspergillus fumigatus Af293 is the source of this 627-nucleotide messenger RNA. Lineage: Eukaryota; Fungi; Ascomycota; Eurotiomycetes; Eurotiales; Aspergillaceae. The record is from RefSeq and is a predicted model, not a curated record.
AUGUUACCAUGUUUCAAUUGCCAGACGGGAAUAUCACAUUGUGGAGGUGUGGGAAAAAGUUGCCUUACUGCUCAAUUCGUUCAGAAUGUGUGGAUUGAAAGCUAUGAUCCCACGAUUGAAGACUCCUAUCGAAAGCAGAUUGAGGUCGAUGGCCGGCAAUGCAUUCUGGAAAUCCUCGAUACGGCAGGGACCGAGCAGUUCAGUAAGGAACUUUACAUGAAGCAGGGUCAAGGCUUUCUGCUCGUAUUCUCCAUCACCAGCAUGUCAUCGUUGAACGAGUUGUCCGAAUUGAGAGAGCAGAUUAUCCGGAUAAAGGAUGAUGAGAAAGUCCCCAUUGUCAUUGUGGGCAACAAAUCCGAUCUGGAGGAAGACCGCGCUGUUCCGCGAGCUCGAGCAUUCGCCCUUUCCCAGAGCUGGGGUAAUGCUCCCUACUAUGAAACUUCGGCGCGUAGGAGAGCAAAUGUCAACGAGGUCUUUAUUGAUCUUUGCCGGCAGAUAAUCAGAAAAGAUAUGCAAGGAAACUCGUCCAGCGGUUCCGACAAUUCAGCGAGAAAGCGUGAAGGUACCGGUCGCUACGAUAAGAAGAAAGAAAAGAAACGACGAAAGGGCCCUUGUGUCAUCUUAUAG